GUCUUCAUCAUCAUCAUCAUCGUCAACAAAUAUAGCUGAUGAUAAUAUUAGUAAAAUGAUAAUAAUCAAAAUAGGUCUCCAACAUUGUCAAUUUUAACAACAUCAACAACAACAGUAUCGUCAAUUCUAUCAGUGUCAACAACGACCUCAAAUUCAUCAUUAUCAACGACAUUGACAUCUACACAAUCGACAUCAUCUGUAUCAUUGAAUUCAUCAAUAACACCAAUAACGACGACUGCGACAACAUCUUCGAUUAUAGUUAAUAAUAAUAAUACGGACCAAAUCAUUAAUUUUACACAGCCAACAAUAAUAUCGGCUACAAACGUUACGGUAUUAUCAACUACUGCUACUGCUGCAACAACAGCAACAACAACAACAACAUCGACAACGAAUAAUAAUAAUAAAUCAAAAAAUUCAAUGCUCCCUCCACAAUCAACACCUAAUAUUUUAUUAAAUAUUAAAUCUGAACCGGAAUCACCGCCGGAUAAUCUGAAAACUGCGAAAAAUAACACUGCCAAUCGUUUGAAUCAAUCACAUCAUAAUCAACAACAGACACAACUACAGCAACAACAACAACAACAUAUUCAACAUCAAACACAGCGACAAUUAAGUUCCAAUUCCGAAACAUCGACUGAAAAUAAUACUAAUCCCAGUCCACCAGCACCUUCAUCAUCAUCAUCAUCAUCUACGGCAUCUCAAUCACCAGCUAAUAAUCUCAAUAAUUCAAAUAACACUGCAAAUACAGUAUCUGGCACCAUGUUAGCCUCAAGCGGUCCCUUAACCGCUAAUACUCCAAAUAAUAAUCAUAUGAUGGAUUAUCAUACCCAACAACAACAACAACAACCCCCCCACCACCUUCAUCAUCAUUGA
Messenger RNA from Dermatophagoides farinae (American house dust mite), 870 nucleotides. The record is from RefSeq and is a predicted model, not a curated record. NCBI's taxonomy places the organism in Eukaryota, Metazoa, Arthropoda, Arachnida, Sarcoptiformes, Pyroglyphidae.